AUGGGAUCAGACGGACAGAUAGCGACCAAGGCUUUUGUAGUCCGGUCACCUGGCUCCCCAUUCCUGCUCGAGGAUGUGAUUCUGGACGAAGUACGAGCGAACGAAGUACUUGUGGAGAUCAAGUACACUGGACUAUGCCACACGGAUAUCGUUGUCCAGUCCGGAGGUAUACCAGUCGGUGACUUUCCUGCAGUCCUGGGUCACGAGGGCAUGGGCAUCGUUCGUCGCUUGGGCAGCCGUGUCAACACAAAUUCCCUAAAUGAGGGCGACGAGGUUCUCCUCAGCUUUUCCACAUGUUGCGAGUGUGGACCUUGCAAGUCAGGAAGCCUAGGGUCCUGCAUUCGAUUUACUGAGAUCAACAUAGCCGGUGCCCGCGGACCGUCUAUUUCAGACUCUCCCAUCUCGUUUCCCAAUGGAGAUCCUAUUCGCGGACAAUUCUUCGGACAGUCUUGCAUGGCUAAGUUAGCUAUUGUGCCAGAGACCUCAAUUGUGAAGCUCAACCGCGGUUCUGCGCUCUCGGAAUCAGAUAUAGCCUCACUAGCGCCUCUCGGGUGCGGAUACCUCACUGGCGCAGGGACAGUCAUGAACGUGCUGAAGCCCAUCCCCACAAGUCGCUUCGUGAUCUUAGGAAUGGGGGCAGUCGGAUUAUCUGCCCUCAUGGCUGCCAAAGCUAUCGGCGUUGAGAGCAUUCUGGCGGUUGACCUUUUCGAUUCAAAGCUUGAGCUGGCGAAAUCACUCGGUGCGUCUUGCACACUGAACACAAAAGAUCUGCCAGAUCUGGUCCAAGGCAUUUGCAGUCUUUUUCCAGAGGGAGUUGACCAUAUCCUUGACACGACCGGAGUUGGUACAGUCUUGGAAUCCGCCAUAAGAGCGCUCGGUCAUGGUGGCAUACUGGCAAUCGUUGGGGCGCCACCAGUCACAGCGUCGGUGAAUAUUUCGCCUCUGGAUCUUCUGAUGAAUUGCAAACGUGUAGUAGGCGCUGUUGAAGGCGCCGCUGACCCAGCUGUGCUGCUGCCUCUAUUAGUGGAUUGGUACGAAGAAGGAAAGUUUCCAGUGAACAGACUAGCUAAAGUCUAUCCGGCAGAUCAGCUGCAUGUGGCCUUGGAGGAUUUGCACGCUGGCAAGGUCAUCAAGCCUGUGCUUGAUUGGUCCAGCGUUUGA
Messenger RNA from Penicillium diatomitis, 1161 nucleotides. RefSeq names its product NAD(P)-dependent alcohol dehydrogenase. The transcript is spliced from 3 exons. The record is from RefSeq and is a predicted model, not a curated record. The coding region runs from base 1 to 1161 and encodes 386 amino acids. NCBI's taxonomy places the organism in Eukaryota, Fungi, Ascomycota, Eurotiomycetes, Eurotiales, Aspergillaceae. Gene Ontology annotation, molecular function: zinc ion binding; oxidoreductase activity.